Molecule: messenger RNA, 1260 nt
Organism: Punica granatum (pomegranate)
Lineage: Eukaryota; Viridiplantae; Streptophyta; Magnoliopsida; Myrtales; Lythraceae
Source: RefSeq, a predicted model, not a curated record
UUAAAAUUAGUGGUAGAAGCCUACAUCACGAGUUGUGUGGUCCCUUAAGAUUAACCAACCGACCAAACCCAGCUGGGCACAGUUGACAAAAAUUUAUUCAUGGGUUCUCUGUCUGAUACUCUACCUAGAAUUCCUGUCAUAGAUUUCUCAGGGGAGGAUCUUAAGCCUCAGACAGAUCCAUGGCUCCGUACCACAAAACUUGUCAAGCUAGCCCUAGAAGAAUUUGGCUGUUUUGUGGCAGUCUAUGAUAAGGUCUCUCCAGACCUUCAAGACACAAUUUUCCACGAAUUGGAGGGCUUGUUUAACCUCCCUAACGAUGUCAAAGCGCGGAACAUCAUUUCUGACAAGCCAUACUUCGGGUACAGCGGGAAUCAUCCAUUGGUCCCUCUGCUCGAAGGGACAGGAAUUGAUAACGCUACCAGCCUUGAAGGGAUCCAGAGCUUCGCGAGCCUCAUGUGGCCCGCGGGGAAUGAUCGGUUUAGUGAUACUGCUCUCUCAUACGUGAAACAAGUGUCAGAACUGGAACGGGCGGUGACGAGGAUGCUGUUUGAUAGUUACGGGCUACAAGAGAACUAUUACGACUCUCAUGUCGGAUCAACCAAUUACAUGCUUCGGCUCAUGAAGUAUCGGGCCCCCGACCCGGAAGAGACCGAUAUCGGGUGUGAUGUUCAUACUGACAAGAGCUUCUUCACCAUCCUUCAUCAAAAUGAAGUUAAUGGGUUGGAGAUUAAGACCAAGGGUGGGGAUUGGGUAGGGUUUGAGCUCUCCCCAUCAUCUUUCGUGGUCAUGGCAGGCGACGCAUUGAUGGCAUGGAGCAACGGGAGAGUACAUUCGGCCUUUCACAGGGUGGUCAUGAACAGAGAUAUCGGAAACAAAUCACCACGAUACUCGGUCGGCCUGUUUACCUUCCACAGUGGGAUGAUUCACAUUCCGCAAGAACUAGUCGAUGACGAGCACCCUCUGCAGUUCAAAUCAUUUGAACAUUAUGGGCUCCUUCGAUACUUUGCCACACUGCCUCAGUUACACGAGCGGACUGCCAAGGCGUACUGUGGCAUCUGAGAGGGCUGAAAUUUGAUCUUGGUCCGACAUAAUUUGAUGCUUGUACUUAUUCCCCUGCCAUGAUAAUCAAAACAUAAACAGGAGACAUAAAAACUUUACAUUUAGUAUGUAUGGUCAUUAUAUGUAGUGUGGUUCAUCAAACUGAUAUUAAUUUUAAGAUGGAAAUGGAGAAUUAUAUAUGGAAUCUUGUUAUAAUUUGUA